AUGAGGUUUUCUUUACUUUUGGUAAACUUUUUACUUUACCUAAACCAUGUUCAGUGUGCUUAUCGCAAUGGUUCUUAUAAUUUGCUUUCCCUGCUAAGUUCAAAUUGGAAACUCAGAAGUUACACAUCUCUGGGUUUAAACCCUCCCAAAUGCUCAGUUAUUUCAAGUCAUCACUCUAGGUCUCCUUACAUUACCAUGUAUGGUCUUUCUAGGCACUACACUGCUGUGCUCACUGGGUAUGAUUUACAUGCCGACAAAACGAUGCCUAGACCUAACAAGGGUAUUUUAUAUGGCUUAAACGCCAAGGUCAGGCCUAGCAUCACUGGCAAGGCUAGGUUUUUAUUUCAUUCUGAUUUCGAAAUGCCCUUUAUAAAGCAUGGCAAGGGUGAUGAAUUUUGCUGUCACAUUUAUGCUCCGCCAUUGAAAAUGGGUCCAAAUCUCAAAGCGGCUUUAGGCACUCGUUAUAGUGACCCUAAACGUUUUUUCGGUUCCGAUGAAAAACUCGAUAUAAUUAUCAAAAGCGAGGGCAAUCCUAAUUCACGCAGGAUUACCAGCUGCUGUUUUAUUAUCGACUAG
This is a messenger RNA of Theileria orientalis strain Shintoku, 576 nucleotides long. RefSeq lists its product as hypothetical. NCBI's taxonomy places the organism in Eukaryota, Apicomplexa, Aconoidasida, Piroplasmida, Theileriidae. The coding region runs from base 1 to 576 and encodes 191 amino acids. The record is from RefSeq and is a predicted model, not a curated record. The transcript has a single exon.